Molecule: messenger RNA, 723 nt
Organism: Chrysoperla carnea
Lineage: Eukaryota; Metazoa; Arthropoda; Insecta; Neuroptera; Chrysopidae
Exons: 2
Coding region: 59-703 (214 amino acids)
Source: RefSeq, a predicted model, not a curated record
UUUCACUUAAUUCAUCGAUUCUAUAUUUAAUUGAAGAAAAAUAAUACAAUAAAACAAAAUGUCUUUAAAAAUAUUUACAUUUUCUGUGAUCGCAUUAUUAUUGAACAUCGGUGUAUUUACUACAGCAACAAAUAGAGCUGCAGAAAUGGCUGAAAGUACAAUGAUUUCAGCCGCAGGUCGAGGUGCGGGAAAUUUUUUUAACACUAUUAUUGCGGGAAUGGCCGCAUCAAAUGUGGCGUCAACAGAUUCAAUAAUUAAUGAUAUUGAUUUAUGUGAAAGCCAAUCCGAAGGUGUUUUAAUCGGGGAAGAAGCACAAAUGGCAGCUAUUGCAGAACAAGCAGCAGUUUUAGUUUCAGCUGCUGCUGAUCGAUAUGCCACUCGCAUUGAAGUGAUUAUUCAACAAUUAUCUGCGCGUUUAAUGGGUACGGCUGGUAGUGCAGUUGCUGUAGCUAGUUCACAAAUAAAAUUAGCCACCGGGGAAAUAAAUGCUAUCACUGAUCGAGCAGUAAGUGAAGCACAACUAAUUGCACGUUCUGCAUUAGCCACUGCAGAGAGAGCAAUUAGUUCAGCUGCUGAAUUAUCUGUGGCAGUUUCUCAAUCUGAAACAGGUGCCAUUCAAAUUAUAACUGAUGCUGCUGCACAAAGGGCAAAGCGUCUUGCUGAAGGUUUAGCAGGUUGUAUGACAGUUGCAACAGUAUCAUAAUUUAAUUUUUAAAUAUUUUU